This is a messenger RNA of Lolium rigidum, 927 nucleotides long. Its product is annotated as myb-like protein H. The record is from RefSeq and is a predicted model, not a curated record. Lineage: Eukaryota; Viridiplantae; Streptophyta; Magnoliopsida; Poales; Poaceae. The transcript has 2 exons. The coding region runs from base 1 to 927 and encodes 308 amino acids. Gene Ontology annotation, molecular function: DNA binding.
AUGAAUCAAACAAAAGUCAACCAAGAGUGGACCUCCUCCGAAAUAGAGAAAGCAAGGUCAAUCAUGGCUAGGUUCGACGGAAAUAACUGCAGCAACAAUGGCAUGAAUGACAACAACAAGCACGACAUUUUGGUUGAGCUACACUCGUUGUUCCCUUCGAAGACCAUGCAACAGGUAAAAGACUUGUAUGUUGAUCUUGUUGUGGAGAUGCUUACGGUGCAAAGUGAGGAGGAGUAUGAUGGUGCCAUCGAAGAACAUCACAUCAUCCACUCUGUGGAUGGCCUUAUUAAUGAAAACUUUGGGAUCCAAGAAGAGGCAUCCAUGAACGGAGUGGAUUUAUUGUUUGGUGGCAAAAUAUUUGACGGUAUGAGAGUUGUGGAAGAGGUUCCGGUGGUGGAGAAGAACAAGGUGGGGGUGUUGGAGAACAAGAUGCCCAUCCAUCAACCAAUGGAUGCCCCACACUCCAUAAGGUUUUGGACCACAGAGGAACAUAGGCUCUUUCUCUGCGGGUUGUCUGCCUACGGGCGUGGCAAAUGGAAGAACAUAUCCAAGUACUUUGUCACCACCAGGACCCCGGUCCAGAUUUCAAGUCAUGCACAAAAGUAUUUCAAGAAACUAGAGGGCAAAGGGCUGCGAAAACAACGCUAUAGCAUCAACGAUGUAGGGCUCGAUGAUGCCCACCAGUGGAAGAUGCAGAACUGCUCCAGUGUUCAGCGAGCAUCCGCCUUUGCUGAUGCUGACUACCAUAACCCGAGCUUCGGCAUGCAAACUUCAUUGAACACAUCCUUCCCUAUGGGCGUGAACUCCUCAUUCAAGUCGCCUUGCUCGAAGAAAGCAAGCCAGCAGAUGGUGUGGAGUGAGAAGCAGAUGAUGGUUCCAAUCGCAGCUCCGAGGGAGGGGGCAGAGAAGUUUUCUUCCUACCAGUGA